AUGUAUGAGAAAAAAAAGAGAUUCUCAAAUAUUCUGCUUAAAUCAGUGAGAAUAAUCAAGAUCUAUGAAAAAGGCUCUUAGAAAUUAAUUUAACCUGCCAAAAGUAAAUAACAAAAUUUAGAUAAGCUUUAUCCGAAUUAGAAACUAAUAUUAAAUGUUAUUAUUAAUAUUUAAAUAAGAUUGGUCAUCGUUUAGCGUAAAAUUUUAAGAUGCUUAUUAAUUUCAAGGAGUUAUU
This is a messenger RNA of Paramecium sonneborni, 235 nucleotides long. The record is from the annotation of a GenBank genome assembly. Lineage: Eukaryota; Ciliophora; Oligohymenophorea; Peniculida; Parameciidae.